AUGAGUCUUACAGAAUUUGCUAUGUUGUUUGAACCUCACUAUCCGAAAGUGGUAAAUGAUACUGAGGAGAGUGUUGAUCAUGAUGCUUAUGAAGAACAAUCAAACACGCGUCGUCCACUCAUCACUCUGUUGAAUGAGAGCAAAAUGGUUGUGAGAACUGUUCCUGCAGUUGUCAGGGUGCCAUAUUUUAUAGCAGCUUCGGAUCCAGAAAGUUUUUUCUACAGCUUACUCCUUCAAUAUAUGCCACAUCGUUCGGAAACUGAAUUACUUGAAGGCUUCGAUAAUGCAAAAGAAGCUUUCUUAGCUCGAGAGAGUCAUUUAAGGGACACAAGUAGACAUAUGUGCCAACAUCGAGAGCGGGAGCCAGAGAUUAUAAAUCAUGAAGCUGAAGAGGAAGAGUUACCAGAGACAGAAAUGAGCAAUGAUCAAUUCCAAAGAGCGCAACAUGCUAUGAAUGUUGAUCAAAGACAAUUGUUCAUUCUUAUCACAGACAGUAUCAGGAACCAACUCAAUGGUGAUAUUAAACGAGAGAAAAUUUUCGUAACUGGUGGAGCAGGCACCGGGAAAACAUUCCUCUUUAAUCUAUUGAAAAACCAAGUAAACCGAUGUUAUGGAAAACCGGUGGUAAAAGUUGGUGCUCUAACUGGAGUUGCAGCACGGUUGAUCGGUGGGUCUACGCUACACCGUCUGCUAAAACUACCAGUACAAAAAGAUGGAGUGAUUGUGAGUAUGCCACUUCUUACUGGUAAUUAUUUGAGAGGAAUGCGUCAAUUAUGGCAAUAUGUUGAGUUCCUGUUCAUAGAUGAAAUUUCUAUGGUGCCCUAUGAGAUGCUUUGUAUGAUCGACUCUCGUUUGCGACAGCUGAAAAAGCCAGACGCUUGUUUUGGAGGCAUAAACGUGAUACUCUUUGGUGAUCUAAUGCAGUUACCACCUGUUCGAGGACAUCAAGUUUUUCAGCAACCAGAACAUAUGAAGCCAGCUACACAUUUGUGGCGACAGUUCCGUCUGGUUGAACUCAAACAAAACAUGCGUCAACAAGGAGACACGACAUUUAUAGAUGUGCUUAACGCCCUUAGAGUUGGAGCAAUGACGUCUAGGCAUCUUGAAAUCCUUCUUGAAAAAGUUUCAACAGAUGUAACUAAUGAAUUCGCGAUUGAGAAAGCGUUAAGAAUUUACACAACGAAUGAUCAAGUUGCUAGACACAACGAAAAAGUUCUCCAGAGUUUUGAGAAUAAAGGGACAGUUAUUUAUACAAUAAAAGCACAAGACCAACUCAUUGAUGCUACUCGAAAUCUAGGUAACAAGGACUUAGAUUCUGUGAUACCUAAUGAUAUUAAUAAAACCGGAGGUCUUCCGAAAGUACUGAAAAUAUUCGUAGGGGCUAAAGUGAUGUUAAGGUCGAACAUUGACAUGUCGAAAGGUUUAGUGAAUGGCAAUAUGGGUUUCAUCACUGAAAUUAUCUGGCCAAAUUUUCGCAGAGGCCAACUAUACGCGGACGACAUCCCAUCAGUCCGUAUCGAUUUCGGUUCAGAUGGUGUACACAUGAUUAAACCGAUAUCGAUACAGUUCCCAGCGAAAUACAGCUAUAGGACUGCUGAGAGACGAAUGUUGCCAUUAAUCCUGAGUUGGGCUUCGACCGUCCACAAGAUGCAAGGUUGUAUAGUUGGAUUCAUGUAUCUUUUUACACACGUGACCAAAAGCUAA
This is a messenger RNA of Zophobas morio, 1704 nucleotides long. RefSeq names its product ATP-dependent DNA helicase PIF1-like. The record is from RefSeq and is a predicted model, not a curated record. Gene Ontology annotation, molecular function: DNA helicase activity; ATP hydrolysis activity. NCBI's taxonomy places the organism in Eukaryota, Metazoa, Arthropoda, Insecta, Coleoptera, Tenebrionidae. The coding region runs from base 1 to 1704 and encodes 567 amino acids. Gene Ontology annotation, biological process: telomere maintenance; DNA repair. The transcript has a single exon.